Molecule: messenger RNA, 1063 nt
Organism: Manduca sexta (tobacco hornworm)
Lineage: Eukaryota; Metazoa; Arthropoda; Insecta; Lepidoptera; Sphingidae
Product: apolipoprotein D-like
Exons: 6
Source: RefSeq, a predicted model, not a curated record
AAUGAUGCUGCCAGUUUUGGAGUGUUGUUGGCUGCAUGUGGAGGCGUCUUAAGUCACACCUAUCAUCUAGGAGCAUGUCCAAUAGUGGAGCCGAUGCCUGGAUUUGAGAUGAAUAAGAUGCUUGGCGUCUGGUAUGUUAUACAAAAGACAUCGACAGCGUCGCGUUGCAUUACAUAUAACUUCACGAAGUCCGAAGAGCCCGGUAAAUACAAUUUGGAGCAAGUUUCUCAACACUUCAUACUGGGACUGACGCCUUUGAAACAUGACUACAGGAUUGAAAGAGGCGUGGCCGCGAGCUACACGAUCCUGGGGACCGACUACUCCUCCACCUACGCCGCCAUAUUCACGUGCCAGAAACUCGCGUUCGCCCACAGGAGGUCCGCCACCAUUCUCUCCAGAACCAAGGAGCUUGACAGGAUGUUCGUUGAUAAGAUGCGAACGAAGCUGUCCUCAUUCGGCGUUGAUCCUUACGACCUGUCUAUUAUCUCCCAAAACAACUGUCCCAAACAUCCCGACGGCGCCACCGAGGGAGUGAACAUCAAUAUCAACCCUGAUACAUUCUCCUCGCACAACAUCGGCGAGGCGGUCAGGAAGACUGGUGGAGUUAUUGCCGAUGGUGUAGAAUACGUAGUAGAUGCCGGUAAGAAGGUGUACCACAAAGUAGCCAGCAGCAAGGAGGAUCUCACCGAGCCGCCAACAAGCCACAAUGGUUAUGAAGUACGACCUCUUGAAGCCGACGCGGAAUGGCUUCCUUGAACAGCUUUAAUAUAAAACUAUAAUACUCAUUCAAUCGACAUAGAGAAUGAAAUCUGUUAAGUGUAUUCAGUGUGAAAGAGAUAGAGUGAAUGUGCGGCUAACACUUGUUCAAAAAGUGUAAUUUAAAACGAAGUUCCGUCAAAUAGAUGUCUUUUUUAUUCAUUGAUCAUAGAAAAGAGAAAUAAAUAUGUCAUUUUAUAGCUGAGUUUUAUAGAAUGGGCAAAUUUGCGUUUUUCAGUUCAUUCUCUAUGUCAUGAUUUUUAGUAACCAAAGAGUAUGAUUACUCAAUAAAUAAGUUAUAUUUUUA